ACACUUUUUGAUAUCAGUGGUUUGAUGUUUAUGAUGGUGAACUGAAUAUUUCUUUUAAUAAAUGAAUUAGUCUUGGGAAAUGUCUCAUAGUUACAGAGGAAAAUAUUUGAGAAAUAAACUGCUUCAUAAUGACUUUUCUACAUGACACUAUAGUCAUAUUGGCUUCACAGGUAACAUUUUUUGUGGGAGCAUGGAUAUUCUUCAUGAAACAACUAUUCAAAGACUACGAAGUACGACAUAUUAUGGUCCAACUUAUAUUUUCCAUUACCUUAACACUAUCAUGUACCAUGUUUGAGCUGAUUAUAUUUGAAAUAUUGGGUGUUCUUGAAUCAAGCUCCCGUUUUUUCUACUGGUACUUUAUGUUGUAUAUGCUGCUUUUUGUUGUUAUAGUACUGAAUCCCUUUUAUAUUGGAUAUUAUUGCAUAAGUAACAUUAGAUAUGUGAAGCCCAACUAUGUGGUACGCUUAACAAUACUAGUGUGGAUCAUUUUCCUCAUUAUAUUUUGGAAAAUUGGUGAUCCCUUUCCAAUAAUGAAUCCUAAGCAAGGUGUCCUAUCCAUGGAGCAACUUGUUUCCAGAAUUGGAGUCAUUGGAGUUACAGUUAUGGCACUUUUAUCAGGAUUUGGAGCUGUAAAUUAUCCUUAUACCUCUAUGGCCUAUUUCAUGAGAGAAGUUUCAGAAAGUGAUGUUAUCAGUUUGGAAAAAAGAUUGAUGCAAACUAUGGAUAUGAUCCUUAAUAGGAAAAAGAGAAUAGCUAUAGCUAAGAGGGAAUCUUCUGAAAGAGUUGAUGAUUCAGUGAAUAAGAAGGGUUUUUGGGGUAUGCUGUCAUCAGUCAGAGUCAACAGAAGUCAGGAAAAUAUUGCACAGCUAAAAUUGGAAAUUGAAGGUCUGGAAGAACUGAGCAGAACAGUUUUUCUGGAAGUCCACGAAAAUCGUAAUAUGUUAGAAAGAAUUGAGUGGUCAAAAACCUGGAAAGGAGUAUAUUUCAAUUUUGUUGGGUACAUUUUCUCUGGCUAUUGUCUUUGGAAAAUUUUCAUUUGCACAAUAAACAUUGUAUUUGAUAGAGUGGGGAAAAAAGACCCAGUGACAAGAGGCAUUGAAAUAGCAAUUCACUGGAUGGGUUGGAAUUUUGAUGUUGCUUUUUGGUCUCAACAAGUUUCAUUUUACCUAGUUGGUUGCAUGGUAGUCACAUCAAUCCGUGGAUUCAUCAUAACAUUAACAAAGUUUUUCAACCGAAUAUCAUCUAGUAAAAGUUCAAAUGUAAUAGUGUUAAUUCUAGCCCAAAUCAUGGGUAUGUACUUUGUAUCUUCUGUUCUACUCCUCAGAAUGAAUAUGCCAGUACAAUAUCGGGCUAUAAUAACUCAAGUAUUAGGUGCCUUACAGUUCAGCUUCUACCACAGAUGGUUUGAUGUCAUAUUUCUGGUUAGUGCUUUAGGGAGCAUUGUUACUCUUUACUUGGCACAUAAGCAGCCAGUUAGAGACAAUAUGUGAUUAUAAAGUGAAAUACUUUUAAGUUCAAUUAUUUAAUAUUUUAUGUAUGCUUUACACUUAUUUGAUAUUGAGUUUAAUUUAUUUCAAUUUUUAUAAUUGUUUACAUUACUUAUUAUAAUAUUGAUC
Molecule: messenger RNA, 1616 nt
Organism: Phaedon cochleariae (mustard beetle)
Lineage: Eukaryota; Metazoa; Arthropoda; Insecta; Coleoptera; Chrysomelidae
Source: the annotation of a GenBank genome assembly